Molecule: messenger RNA, 603 nt
Organism: Zymoseptoria tritici IPO323
Lineage: Eukaryota; Fungi; Ascomycota; Dothideomycetes; Mycosphaerellales; Mycosphaerellaceae
Exons: 2
Biological process (GO): post-translational protein targeting to membrane, translocation
Cellular component (GO): Sec62/Sec63 complex
Source: RefSeq, a predicted model, not a curated record
UGGACCAACCUACUCCUCCCCUUCCUCUACCUCACAAUCGUCUUCGGCUCACUCGCAACCUUCUCCUCCACCUACCGCAAACGCCAACUCGCCAAACAAGCCUCCCUCGAACCAUGGUUUCCCGCACAUACUCAACGAGACAUAUACCUCUCCCUGCUACACCUCGAUCCCUCAGAAGCGGCUGAGGAAGGAGAGAAGAAGUUGAACAAAGUGCCGGAUUCAGUGCUGAAGGCUGCAUUGAUGAGGAGAGCGGUGGAGGAUAUUGAGAGGAUUGUCAAAUUGAGAGCAUCGAAACCUGCGCUGCAGAAUUUGUUGCAGAGGGGGAGUGUGAGUGACGAGUUGAUGCAGAGGUUUGUUCGAGCGGAGAAGGAGAUGGAGGCGGAGGUGAAGGAUGUUGUUGAGGAGGCCAACGCAUUCACAUCCGGCUGGGGCCAAGUCAUCUUCCAGUCAGCGAACGAGAUCAACCAAAACAGGAUAAUCAAGGAGCGAACGUCGGAGUUGUCAGCGACGAGAGAUAGUGAGAAAGAGUGGUGGGAGAAGCGCCGGGAAGGCAUCCAGCAAGAACUGCUGGUGGAGUUGGACGAGGAGGCAGUGAAGACUGGC